Jaminaea rosea is the source of this 854-nucleotide messenger RNA. RefSeq lists its product as hypothetical. The record is from RefSeq and is a predicted model, not a curated record. Lineage: Eukaryota; Fungi; Basidiomycota; Exobasidiomycetes; Microstromatales. Gene Ontology annotation, molecular function: GTPase activator activity. Gene Ontology annotation, cellular component: nuclear pore; cytoplasm. The transcript has 5 exons. Gene Ontology annotation, biological process: nucleocytoplasmic transport. Bases 1 to 651 code for a protein of 216 amino acids.
AUGGCUGACACCGAGAACAAAGAUGUCCUGGCUGGUACCGGAGAGGAGGAGUCGACGGCCAACUACGAGCCCAUCGUCCAGCUCUCGGAGGCUGACAAGGUCGAAACAAAGACGCACGAGGAGGACGAAGAGGUUACGUUCAAGAUUCGAGCCAAGCUGUUCCGCUACGACAACGAGAACAAGGAGUGGAAGGAGCGUGGCACAGGAGAUGUUCGUCUGCUCAAGCACAAGGAGUCAGGCAAGACGAGGCUGGUCAUGAGGAGAGACAAGACGCUCAAGGUCUGUGCAAACCACUACGUUCUGCCCUCGCUCAAGCUCUCGCCCAACGUCGGUUCAGACCGCUCGUGGGUCUACAGCGUUACCGCAGACGUCUCGGACGGCGAGCCGGUGGCUUGCACGCUUGCCAUUCGCUUUGCCAAUUCGGAGAACGCCAAUCAAUUCAAGUCGCACUUCGAGGCGGCGCAGAAGGGCAACACUGGCAGCUCGUCAGAGGCGGCCCCCUCCACCGACGGCGGCAAGACUGAGGAGGCAGCAGCGCCAGCAUCAUCAGCGGAGAAGAAGGAGGAGGAGCCCAAGGCCGACGCAGCAGCUGCGGCCGCGGACAAGGAUGAGAAGAAGGAGGACGAGAAAGCCGCCGCCAAGGCCGACUGAUGCGUACAAUGGGUAGAGCCGCGAACAGCGAGGAAAGCUGCAGGUCGUUUGUACUCACGAGUGGAGAAGUCUUCAUCGCGUCGAAUACAUCCCAGGAUAACGCUACAUCUCACCCGGGCGGGCGAAAGCUGACUGACCGACGGCUUAAGGUACUGCCCAUGCCCUGUCCACAACGUGCUCACUUCUGCUUCCCUCACACCCAU